Molecule: messenger RNA, 447 nt
Organism: Anopheles nili
Lineage: Eukaryota; Metazoa; Arthropoda; Insecta; Diptera; Culicidae
Gene: JTBR
Product: protein JTB
Exons: 3
Coding region: 1-447 (148 amino acids)
Biological process (GO): mitotic cytokinesis
Cellular component (GO): cytoplasm; spindle; centrosome
Source: RefSeq, a predicted model, not a curated record
AUGAUUGAAAACCUGUCCAAGAAGCGUAUGGUUUUUGGCAUCAGUUGUCUAAUAUUACUAACCAUAGUUGUAUUAAUCAUCGAAUCCAAAUGGAUGAAAGCAGGUUCUCGUCGACAGGAGUUUGUAAUCGAGAAUAAUUCCACCUGUUGGAUGCGCGAGACGUAUGAAGUGAUCAAAGAUUGCCACCCGUGUACUGCUUUCGAAAUCGCUAGUAAAUCGCAAGGCGUUUGUGUUCAUACGCACAACAAGGAAGUACUGAAGUGUAUCGGAGGCGAGAUCGUAACAAGAAGCUGUGAUCGGGUUGCGUGGUUGGAUGAGCGACACUUCUGGUCUUUCCAAAUAUCGCUGACUAUCGUCGGUACCCUAUCGGCAGCGAUAUCGUUCCUGCGCCAGAAAACGCUUAAUCGUCGAACUAUGCUAAAGAUUCAACGUGAACUAGGUGCCUAA